AUGGAUGAAGUUCAGGAGCAGCAAAGUCAACCACUUUGUGAGCAAAUAAACUCAUGUGGUGAUGAAUUUAUUGAAGAUUUACAUCCUGAUGAUGAAAUGAUAGAAGAUCAAAAUGAUAUAAACUUGCUUGGGAAUGAUUUGAAGCAGCCAACUGCCAAUUCUUCUUCAUAUAAUGGUUCUUUGGAACCAUGCUUUGGUUUGGAAUUCGAUGAGGUAGAAGAUGCUUGUAUAUGUUAUAAUGCUUAUGCAAGGAAAAAAGGUUUUAGCAUUAGAAAAAAUCAUACUCGACUAUCGAAGGGAGACGACAAGUUAUUGAUUGGGGUAGAUUAUUCUUGUUCAAGGGAAGGAUUUCGUCAUAAGAGCUAUCAAAAGAAAAUUCAUAUAAAUUUGGAACCUGCAGAAACAAGGGACAGUCAGUUUUUUCAAACUUUAUGUAUUUGA
This is a messenger RNA of Alnus glutinosa, 441 nucleotides long. Its product is annotated as protein FAR1-RELATED SEQUENCE 12-like. The record is from RefSeq and is a predicted model, not a curated record. Bases 1 to 441 code for a protein of 146 amino acids. Lineage: Eukaryota; Viridiplantae; Streptophyta; Magnoliopsida; Fagales; Betulaceae. The transcript is spliced from 2 exons.